Eimeria acervulina is the source of this 249-nucleotide messenger RNA. RefSeq lists its product as hypothetical. The annotation marks the transcript as partial. The transcript has a single exon. Gene Ontology annotation, biological process: trehalose biosynthetic process. The record is from RefSeq and is a predicted model, not a curated record. Gene Ontology annotation, molecular function: catalytic activity. Gene Ontology annotation, cellular component: cytosol. NCBI's taxonomy places the organism in Eukaryota, Apicomplexa, Conoidasida, Eucoccidiorida, Eimeriidae.
AUUCUUCGAGGGAUGUUAUGUGCAGAUUUGAUAGGCUUUCAUUUCUUUGAGUAUGCACGGCAUUUUUUAGUUGCAUGCAAGCGUUUAUUAGGAUUAGAGUAUUCUUUUAGACGAGGAGGUCUAUUAGCAAUAGACUGCGGGGGUCGUAGCGUCUUCGUUCGCAUCGGACAUGUGCAUAUAAUGUAUAACGCACUCAGUGAAGCUCUUCAGAACUCUCAUUGCUCUGCUCUUGCUGACAAUAUCAGGUGA